Didymodactylos carnosus is the source of this 1629-nucleotide messenger RNA. NCBI's taxonomy places the organism in Eukaryota, Metazoa, Rotifera, Eurotatoria, Philodinida, Philodinidae. The record is from the annotation of a GenBank genome assembly.
AUGCAAGAGGAUACAAAAGUAUUUAAGAAUCGUUAUGAGAAAUUAAGUAAAAAAUAUGAACAAAUUUGGAGCGAAAACUCAAAUAAAGAGGAAUCAUUCAAGUCAUUUUUAUAUUCAAAUAUCAAGACAAAAUAUUUUGCGGAAUUAUAUGAACGUACUAAACAAGAUUGUUUCCAAAAAAUUCUAUUUGAACUGGUACUCCAUGUCAACGAUAGACGUAUGGUAGAAGAAGAUAUUAUGGAUUUUAUCGAACAAGUUUAUCGGUGGAUUAUUUUCUCUGAUGAUUUAGUACUCAAACAGCAACAAAUGGUACAAAAAGAAAAACUGAUUGCCAAAUUUAAGAAUUAUUUGAUUGAAAUACGUUCAUCCGAUAUGAAUAUAGAUAAAGAAUCGAAUUUGAAUAAAGAGAUAACACCAGCAGUCGAUGUUCAUCGUCCAAAUUCUUCUUGGUCAAAGAUGCUGAAUAGUACUAUUGAAAAAUCCAGACACCAGAACGAAAACUUUGUUUCAACAAAUUUGAAUAGUGCACCUGCAAUGAAAAUAAAAGAGACACAUUAUGUUUGUAAAAAUGAACAAGAUUAUUCGAUUAUGAAUUCAUCAUUACAAAGUGAAAUAUUAUUUAAUGAUAAAACACGAAAUUUAUCAAUUCAAACAGAAAAAGAAGAUGAUGAAGUUGAUAGUAUUCGUUCUUACAUUACAACUACAAUCGAAAAAAAAGAAUACAUUGACAUGUAUAAUACUUCUUCUCUAAUCACAACCAAUAGUGAAGUAGAAAAUAUGAUUAUCAAUUCUAUUUCAACAGAAGAAGCAGAAGACGAAACAAAUAGUCCUAUAAAUGAUGUAUUACAUGUCAAUGACACUUCAUCAUCAAAAACAAGUUCAAAUAUAGCUGAAUUUGAUAAUUCAUCAUCGAUCGAGGAUAAAUCUACUGAAGAUGUAGAAAGAAUUAGUAAUUUAAGUGCCACAAGAACAGUAAAAGAAGAGGAUCUAUCUCAAUAUCAAAAUGGUUUUCAUUUAGUAGAUGUUGUUUCUAAUGUAUCAUUAACAGAACAGGAAAAUAAAACAAGUGAACAGAUUGAUGCUGAAACUGUUGCUAACAUCAAUGAAUCUAGUAUCCCAUCAAUAGGAAUGAGACAACAAUCUAAAACAACGGUGAAUGAUGUUAAUCGAAAAUCGUUAUUAGAUAUUAUCAAAAAAUUAGCUAAUUCAACACAUGGUCACGAAUUUAAUCGACCGGCAACCGAUUUUAGCUUGGAAAACUACGGAACAUUAAUUAAAAAGCCAAUGGAUUUAUUGACCUUGAAAAAAAAUGUGAAUAAAGGUGAUUAUGAUGGAAGUUUCUUAAAAUUUCAACGGGAUUUAAUGUUAAUAUUCAUAAAUGCUAUUUAUUAUUACACAAAUGAUUCUGCGGUGUAUACUCAUGCCAAAGAUUUAUUUGAAAUGUCUGAUAAUCUUUUGCCAAUAGGACCCGCAUAUUCUGAUGUUACUUGGUUAUCAUCAAGAACUCCAAAACGAACACGAAAUCAAUGUGAAACGAUACGAACAACAUCAACUGAACAUCGACGAGAUGUUAUCACUGCGGAGACAAACAAAACUACCAAACGAAAACGAAAGGCCACGCAACUUUAA